Syzygium oleosum is the source of this 1487-nucleotide messenger RNA. Its product is annotated as protein MICROTUBULE BINDING PROTEIN 2C. Gene Ontology annotation, molecular function: microtubule binding. The coding region runs from base 119 to 1192 and encodes 357 amino acids. Gene Ontology annotation, biological process: plasmodesmata-mediated intercellular transport. The transcript has 5 exons. The record is from RefSeq and is a predicted model, not a curated record. NCBI's taxonomy places the organism in Eukaryota, Viridiplantae, Streptophyta, Magnoliopsida, Myrtales, Myrtaceae.
CCAUUCCCCCUCCCGCGCACAUUCUCCUCCGCCUUCCUCCGUUCGAACGGGCAAGACUUUCUUCCGUUUUCGUUUCGUCGUUCUCGCUCCCGGUCGGUCGAUCGAUCUUGGGAGGAAGAUGUUCGAGGCGCGGGGGUUCGUGGAUUUGGGGGGCGACGGCAACUCGGGUCUCGCGGUGGGGGAUCCGAAGCUCUGGCUCUCCGGGGACGCCAACCCGUCCUCCCCGACCCACCUCCCGCCUCACUCCGCCUCCGCCGCCGCCGCCGCCGCCAACGUCGACCGCGUCCUCUUCAACGACCUCGUCGAGAUCGUCCCUCUCGUCCAGUCCCUCAUCGAUCGGAAACCGAGCAGUUCUUUCACGCGACGGGGAUCCGUGGUCUAUACUAAGACGCCUUCCAGAGAAUCUCUGUCCAGAAAAGUAAACGAGCCAAAAGUUAGAAAUGCAGCUCAAUCCAUCCCUGCUAAAAAGAGAAGGGAUACUGGUGAUAAAGAACAAGGUAGGAAUGAGAGUGGCAGCAAUCAAGAUGCUGACAACUUCUCAAUUUACUCCUCAAGAGGUUUGGCAGCAGAAAGAGAAGAGUCGGUGCUCUUAAGAGGACAAGUGGAAGAUCUUCAAAGGAAAUUACUAGAGAAAGAAGAACUUCUCAAAUCAGCAGAAGUUUUGAAGAACCAGAUGAAUUCUGUCCAUGCACAAGUUGAAGAGUUGAAGCAUGAGGCUUCACAAAAAGAUUCUUUUAUCAAGUCCAUCCAGAUACAGCUUUCUGAUGCAAAGAUUAAACUCGCAGAUAAGCAAGCUGCACUAGAAAAGACACAAUGGGAAGCAAUGACAUCUGACAAAAGAGUAGAAAAGCUCCAAGAGGAGCUUGAUGCCAUUCAGGGUGAUGUUUCAUUGAUCGUGUCACUUUUUGAGGGCUUGACAGAGCAUGAUGCAACUCUAUAUAGUGGAGAUACUGACAUCAACCCAUAUCGUGCAGAUGAUCUUCCUUGGAUGGAAGAUUUGGAUGUCACUAAGAUGCAGAAAAUGGAAGAAGCAAGACAAGCUUACAUCCUUGCCGUGGCCGCUGCAAAGGAAAAGCAAGACGAGGAAUCCUUGGCCCUUGCAGCCAAAGCAAGGUCGUAUCUGCAGUCAUUUGUUUUUAGAACCGACAAUAUCUGUGAUGAUGAAUUCAAAUGCGGAUGGGAACAUGCUUAACACUGAGAUUUGACUUCUUUUUUUCUGCUUCGUGAAAAUGUCUCCGGGUGUCCUGGGUUGUUUGUAUUGGCUGUAUGCUAAUUGAUGCCAUGUACAUGUCUUUCGUGAAAAUGUCUCCUCAUUGUAAAACUCUACUGCAUGUAAUGUAAUGUAAUGUUACUUCUUUGUAUUAUUGAGAUUCGAAUUCCUAGAGCACAAGAUUGCGAGCGAGAUACGUGAGUAAGUCACUGACAGACAAAAGAGUCAACUUCUAUUUGGAGGCACUGGUCUUUCUUGCCGUAUACCUUAUAUGUCU